Molecule: messenger RNA, 1271 nt
Organism: Cheilinus undulatus (humphead wrasse)
Lineage: Eukaryota; Metazoa; Chordata; Actinopteri; Labriformes; Labridae
Product: eukaryotic translation initiation factor 4E-binding protein 2-like
Exons: 3
Coding region: 299-652 (117 amino acids)
Biological process (GO): negative regulation of translational initiation
Cellular component (GO): cytoplasm
Molecular function (GO): eukaryotic initiation factor 4E binding
Source: RefSeq, a predicted model, not a curated record
CCUGUCUGCCCUGUCUGUGUUGUUUUUGUGUGCGUGCAGAGUGAGGACGUGUGCUCAGGUCCUUUUAACAAAGAGCCUGGACACUGUGAGUGAAUGUAUGUGUGAUGUGACAGCUUAGACACUGCCUUUCAUCAUUUGCACUUAUGACACAGACCUAUUUAUUUUUAUUUAUCCGAGAUUUUGCGGAGCCAAAGCAAUAUAUCUGACACGGGCAGCGUGGAGCUUUGUUUAGUCGAAUCAAGACUCACUGUCUGUUUGAUUUAGUUAGAUAGUUUUUGUUACUGAUACUUGAGAGAAGAUGUCCACUGAGUGCCAGAAGACCACUGCCAAGGCCAUCCCGUCCACCAGGAGGGUGACCAUUAACGACGCAGCGCACAUGCCCCAUGACUACUCUACAACUCCCGGAGGCACCCUGUUCAGCACCACCCCGGGCGGAACAAGGAUCAUCUAUGAUCGGAAGUUCCUGCUGGAGCGCCGUAGCUCUCCAGUGACCAGAACUCCUCCACAAGGCCUGCCCAACAUUCCUGGUGUGACCAGUCCUCCCUCCAAAGAUGAAAAGACUCAAAACGGAGAACUACUGAACAACAACAACAUCACUGCUCCUGAAAGUAGCAGCACUGGUGAUGAUGCUCAAUUUGAAAUGGACAUCUAGACCAUUCCGGUACGAGUGUUAAUACAUCAGACUUCUUGAUAUGAUGCUGUGAAGAAAGCCUCAGGAGCCUGGUCUGUUUCCCUGACAUCCAUUCCAAGAGGACAGAGGUUUCCCCUCCAUGUCUUCAGUGUCUUAAAGUCUGUCUGUAUCGAACAUGUUUUCCUGUUUUUGCCCAGAACAAAUUCUAAACUUUCUUUUUGUUGUCUGCCUGAAGGCUUAACCCUGAUUUAUAUGUGACUAAGUGUGCCUUCCUGUAGUGGCUAUGAGAUAAAAGUCAACACUGAGAUAAAUUUUACACCAACUGAGCCUGAUCUCUGAGGACUGUGAAAAAUGAAAUAAAAUGAAGGUCAGUGUAGGAAAAAGAACAAUUAAAAUCUGCUGAAUUUCUAACUAUAUCUGAACCUUAUGUGCUUUUAUUUCCUGACACAUCUUGUCACAAACUGCCUUCAGAUCUUUUAAGAUGGUCGGUAAUUUGUCAUUCAGCUGUUAUAAACGAGUUCCUCUCCUGAAGUGUCAUACAGAGAAUGUAAAACUUAAUUUUCUGAUGAAAUUUUGAAACAGAUUUUCACACGAUUUGUAAGGUGACAAACCAUUAAAACAAACACCAUGAAAGCAAAAA